Molecule: messenger RNA, 958 nt
Organism: Bombus pyrosoma
Lineage: Eukaryota; Metazoa; Arthropoda; Insecta; Hymenoptera; Apidae
Gene: MED21
Product: mediator of RNA polymerase II transcription subunit 21
Exons: 3
Coding region: 354-890 (178 amino acids)
Biological process (GO): regulation of transcription by RNA polymerase II
Cellular component (GO): mediator complex
Molecular function (GO): transcription coregulator activity
Source: RefSeq, a predicted model, not a curated record
GAUAAAAUUUUUGUUCUUCUAACAUUUAUUGCAAGGAAUAAAAUUUAUUAGUUAAGUUGUGAAUAUGUUUUUCAUAUCGAAAACUCAAGAUAUCUCGUACACAAACUAUCCCCAGAACUCAAAAUAUCCCUCUUUAACGACAUGUUCGCCAACAUUCAAGACCUAACAACCAAAUUUUAAGAUUGGAACUGAACGCAGCAUAAAAGUUAAUUUCUUAGAGUGAGAAACUUCACAAUCGCAUUUCUUAGUAUCAAAUUGAAUAUUAUAGUUGAUUACAGUGAUGUUAUACAUAGAAUACCAUUAUUGAUUAUAUUAUAGGAAUAAUAUAAUUUUAAGGAUUAUAUUUUUAAAAUAUGGCAGAUCGUUUAACACAAUUGCAAGAUACUAUAAACCAGGCAGAACAUUUUUGUAACAGUGUAGGUAUUUUACAACAAUAUUCAACACCUAGUAAAUUUCCCGGUUUUGAUCGUGUUGGAACACCUCAACCGCAUCAACCUCAAGAAGAUUAUGCAGCCUUGUUUGCAACGCUUAUAGCAAGGUGUGCAAAAGAUAUUGAUACCUUGAUAGAAAGUUUACCGAGUGAAGAGUCAUCACAAGAACUACAAGUUGCAAGUCUUAACCGUCUUGAACAAGAAAAUCAAGAAGCUGGCGAACAACUAGAGGAAGUUGUAAAACAAGGAGAAGCACUUUUGCAAAGGAUUCAAGCUGCUCUGCAAGAUAUUGCUCAAAGUCAAUUAGAUAUGCAAGAUCCAGCAUCUACGUCUAUAAUUAAUAUUAAUCUUAACACUAACCCAACUUUUAAACAAGAAAAUGUAAGCUCUGUAAAUACUGUAUCUUCGAAUAGCACACAUCAAUUGUCAGAUCCUUCACCUAAUUCUGUAAAUCAAUGAUAUAUUUGUACUAUAAUUUGAUUUUUUAACAAAUUUAUAAAGGAAAUAAAUUUUUCUAAUAGUGUAAA